GGCGGAGUUUAUGGUGGAGGGAAUGACGUAGUUCCUUCCCAUUGGCUGCUUGGAUGUUGGGGGGCGGCUAAUGCUCAGCUAGGAGAUGUAAGGGCGGCUUCAUUCCGCCGUCAGUUUUCGUGAAAGUCGCACGUGCAUCACGCCCAUAUCUCCUCCAGACCAUCCCCUAAACUCUCGCAAUCAUGUUGGACAACUUCAACGCCGGCGUUAAGAGCUAUGGCUUCGGUGUGAAGGCCUUCAAGAGGUACCCAGAGAUCAUUCCUCUAGUAACCAUCAUGGGAAUUGCAACUGUAGGAGUGUCAGCCUUCUCCCUCUAUGCUCUCUUCAAAAAGACAGAUGUCCAGAUUAACCGCUCCGAUCUCGCUCGCUGGGAAACCAUCGACGUCAACAAGCCACAAAAGAGCCGUAUAAAAGGUCAGGGGAUGAAUGCAGGAGUGCUUGCUACAACGGCAAUGCAUAUCACAACUUGGAAAGAAAAGUAGAAGAUCCUGACCUUCAACCAGACCUAUGGCGAAGACCCUUCCAUCACCGCCCUGAAGAAGGAGAUCUCAGACGCCUACAAGAGGCAGUAAAAAAAAAUAUAUAUAUAUAUGUAGUAGUAAUGAUAUAGUUGAGAUAAAAGAGUGCAUAUGUGAUUGACAUUCCUUUAUGAGCCUUUUAAGUUCGUGUACCUUGUGUUAGCUCUCUCAAAGUGGGAAUAAUAUAACAACAAAGAAAGUUGUUUCGACUUCUUACAUACGAGAGAAACAGCGCCUCUCUCGUGAGAUUGUAUAUCAUUCGCGUUUUGUGGUUUUAUUUUUAUAUAUAUUGUGCAAUAACAACGGCUCUAUUGAUUAGAAGGCGAGGAGGAAACAGAUUCAACUUUAUACAAUAGGGGGAUGAUGCAGCAAUUUCUCUCUCUCUCUCUCUCUUUAAAUAUACACAAAAAGAUAAUUUGAAAAUUUCUCUCAAAUAUAUACAAAAGGAAGAUAUAAAACUACUUACAAAAAAUGUGACAAUUUCUCUCUCUCUCUCUCUCUCUCUCUCUAACUGCAUACAAGAGCAUAAUGUAAAAUCUCUCUCUCUCUCUCUCUGUAACUACAUAUGACGAUUUCUCUCUCUCUCUCUCUCUCUCUCUCUCUCUCUCUCUCUCUCUCUCUGUAACUACAUACAAAAGAAAAGCAUGAUAUGACGAUUUCUCACUCUCUCUCAAACUGUAUACAAAAGGUGUGACAACUCACUCUCUCUCUCUCUCUCUCUCUCUCUCUCUCUCUCUCUCUCUCUCUCUCUCUCAAACACACAAACAGACCAUUUUACGCUCAUGAUAUUCAAUAUUAAUUUCACCACAUGGAGUACAGCUCAAGGGAUGAAAGAUUCUCCUACUAAACUGAUCCAGCGUAUUUACCAAUACGUUCGACAUCAAAGGGGAAGAUUGUGCUGCAAUUGCUCCUGCUACUUGCGUCAUCCUAACAACCCGCUCCCCCCCCCCCCCCCAACUACCGACACCCACUCCCACCAAAUCCUCCCCCUCCUAUCCUUCAUAAAGAUCCAAUUCCGAUAUACGUAUGUAUUUAGAUUACGUUACUCACGGGAAUUCGUUGUAAACAUCGGAUAGGUAGCAGAUAUUUAAUUUGAGAGAGAGAGAGAGAGAGAGAGAGAGAGAGAGAGAGAGAGAGAGAGAGAGAGAGCGCUUUUGAAAUUUAAUUCGUUAUUUCGCCAUUUAAGAUUUCUCCCAUUUCAUAUUUACCGAAAAGGUAAGAAUUUUGGGUUGUUUUAAUUAUAUUUCUUAGCUGCGUUUUUGUGUACAUGGGCCUUUGUUAUUCAUGACAGUAAUUUGUCUUCUUUGAUUAUUCAUGACUAAGUUAUUCUUUGAGUUAGGCAUAUGCACUCGAACA
Molecule: messenger RNA, 1874 nt
Organism: Macrobrachium nipponense
Lineage: Eukaryota; Metazoa; Arthropoda; Malacostraca; Decapoda; Palaemonidae
Exons: 6
Coding region: 183-482 (99 amino acids)
Source: RefSeq, a predicted model, not a curated record